ACACCGCCUAUGAAACUCCUCAAACAAACAAGUCCUAACCGUAUUAACCAACAUUGUCCCGCCGCCCGCGUUAUGCUAACCCUAGCAUCAUUACAAUUUUUUUUUUUUUUUUUUGAAAAGACAACUUUCUAUUUAUCCCCAAAAACACGUUUGGAAGAUUCUCAAAGUUCAAAGUUCAAAGUUGAAGAGUUGAUCAACAUAGUCUAUGUAGACUAAAUAAACACACACAUUUUAAUAUAUAUCUACAUACCUUCCAUAUAAACAGCCCGCAAUACAUAUAUACCUCCUCCUCCUCCUCCUCCUCCUUGCUCUUUAUAUCUAUUAUAUAUGAAAACAACAAUUCUUGACCCAUGUCUCCAUCUCAUGCCUUCUCUCCCCUUCAAAUUCCAAUCCUGAAAAAAAGUUUUUGCAAAAUGUUUGAUUACAGGAGACUCAUCCUUUCCAAAUUUUCCAUCUUCUCCACCAUCUCCUUUGCCGCCGUCUUCUUCAUCAUCAUAAUCGCCGGCAGUUUCAUCUUCAACGUUUCACUCCAUUCAGUUGUUGCCAAAACUAAAUACACUCACCAACAACUGCAGAGUCAUAUCAAACCCUCACAAUUCAUCCCAUCUUCAAUACACCAUCUUUUACUUUCGGUUAAAGAAGAUGUUAAUGUAACAUAUGUUGAAGAUCAUACCCAUUUGGCGAUUCCAUUGAAUGUCACCAAUCAAGAAAGAAUUGCUUGGUUGAAGAGAAAAUUGCCACAGUUCGAGCUAUUCAAGAAAACCAGAUUAACAGGGCAAUUUGACAGCAGAGUACAGGAAUUUAUUGGUAAAGGGUGCGAGGUUCAGUUCUUCAUGACAUGGAUAUCUCCGGCGAGGUCAUUCAGGGAAAGAGAGUUUCUUUCCAUGGAGAGUCUUUUCAAAUCACACCCUAAUGGAUGCUUGAUGAUCAUAUCAAGAACUAUGGACUCUGCAUAUGGGUAUAGGAUCUUGGAACCCCUUCUUGACCGCGGAUUCAGGGUUCUUGCAGUCACGCCGGACUUGUCAUUUCUGUUCAAGAACACUCCGGCUGAGGUGUGGUUCGACGACAUCAAGAGCGGGAACAAGGACCCCGGUGAAAUUCCAUUGGCACAGAACCUAUCCAACCUCAUCAGACUUGCAGUUCUCUACAAGUAUGGAGGAGUUUACUUGGACACAGAUUUUAUAGUUUUGAAAGAUUUUUCAGGUUUGAGGAAUUCGAUUGGAGCGCAAAGCGUGGAUGUGUCCGGUAACUGGACAAGAUUAAACAACGCAGUGUUGAUUUUUGACAAGAAUCAUCCACUUUUGUAUGAAUUCAUUGAGGAAUUUGCCUCCACUUUUGAUGGAAGUAAAUGGGGACACAAUGGACCAUAUUUGGUUUCUAGAGUGGUUGAAAGAGUGGCAAAAAGGCCUGAAUACAACCUCACAGUCUUGCCACGGAUGGCAUUUUAUCCGGUUAGUUGGAGUCGGAUGGCUGGUUUGUUCAUAAAACCGGCUAAUCGGAUUCAAUCAAAGUGGGUGGAAGCCAAGCUGCGUCAGUUAGGUGAAGAAACAUAUGGCAUUCACCUAUGGAACAGAGAGAGUAGCAGAUUGAGAAUCGAAGAAGGAAGCAUCAUCGGCAGAUUAAUCUCGGCUCACUGUGUCAUUUGCCAUAACAUCUAUAGUUCUUGAAGAAACCCCCCAUCAACCCCUUAGCUGAAUGGCAAAGCUUCUUCAGCUAAGCGGAGUUGCUUGUCGUGAAGAGACAGACAUUGAACAGACAGAAUCCUCUUAUUCAGAUUCAUAUUAGCUCAUGCUUUGCUUAAAUAAGCUUUCAACUCAACGUACUUCAAAAAAAUUUCAUUCACUCAAUGAUUUUUUGGUUUCUUCUUGUUUUUAACAUUUCCAAUGUAAAUAAGAAAUUGUUCAUAUGUGAAAUUGUAAUUGAUGAAUAUAAAU
Cornus florida is the source of this 1934-nucleotide messenger RNA. RefSeq lists its product as uncharacterized. Bases 351 to 1667 code for a protein of 438 amino acids. The record is from RefSeq and is a predicted model, not a curated record. The transcript has a single exon. NCBI's taxonomy places the organism in Eukaryota, Viridiplantae, Streptophyta, Magnoliopsida, Cornales, Cornaceae.